Cebus imitator (Panamanian white-faced capuchin) is the source of this 746-nucleotide messenger RNA. RefSeq names its product histone H3-like. Gene Ontology annotation, cellular component: nucleosome. Bases 148 to 693 code for a protein of 181 amino acids. Gene Ontology annotation, molecular function: protein heterodimerization activity; structural constituent of chromatin; DNA binding. Lineage: Eukaryota; Metazoa; Chordata; Mammalia; Primates; Cebidae. The transcript has a single exon. The record is from RefSeq and is a predicted model, not a curated record.
UGGAAAACUUUCACCCCGAAGGCAAGAGGAAGAACGCUUGCGAAACUGUGGGCCAACUGGAAAGUAGAAAGCCAGGCGGGUGGGUGGGAUUAAGGAGGACUCCGCCCGAGCCAACCGGUGACGCGAAGGCGGGUGACGUCGCAGCCAAUGGACAGCCAGCGCGGGAUUUUCAAUUAUUGCUCCGCCCAAUCGCGAAAAGACUGUGCCUAUAAAGGCAGCUGCCGCGGGGCUGGGAGCCUGUUUCUCUCCCCGCGGCUGCCUAAGUUUGUGUUUUGGUUCGCUAUGGCCCGUACUAAGCAGACUGCCCGUAAGUCGACCGGCGGCAAGGCCCCGAGGAAGCAGCUGGCCACCAAGGCGGCCCGCAAGAGCGCGCCGGCCACGGGCGGGGUGAAGAAGCCGCACCGCUACCGUCCGGGCACCGUGGCCCUGCGCGAGAUCAGGCGCUACCAAAAGUCCACGGAGCUGCUGAUCCGCAAGCUGCCGUUCCAGCGGCUGGUGCGCGAGAUCGCGCAGGACUUUAAGACGGACCUGCGCUUCCAGAGCUCGGCCGUGAUGGCGCUGCAGGAGGCCAGCGAGGCCUACCUGGUGGGGCUGUUCGAAGACACGAACCUGUGCGCCAUCCACGCCAAGCGCGUGACCAUCAUGCCCAAGGACAUCCAGCUGGCCCGCCGCAUCCGCGGGGAGCGGGCUUAAGUGCGCGCUCGGGUCGGAGGUUCCAUCAUAUCCAAAAGGCUCUUUUCAGAGCC